Messenger RNA from Nematolebias whitei (Rio pearlfish), 588 nucleotides. Its product is annotated as histone chaperone ASF1-like. The annotation marks the transcript as partial. The transcript has a single exon. Lineage: Eukaryota; Metazoa; Chordata; Actinopteri; Cyprinodontiformes; Rivulidae. The record is from RefSeq and is a predicted model, not a curated record.
GAUCCUAACAGUUUUCCCAGCGUGACGUGGAUCGAUCUCGGGAACAAUGUGGACAUCUUCUCCCUGCCCCAGCCCUUCUUGGUCAGCCUCAGGAAGAGAUGUCCCAAGCAGGGCAACCUGCCAACCAUCCUGGAGUUUGGAGAAAGCCAGGCCAGCGACCCCCCCGACAGGCCCAAGGGUCUAAUGGAAGAGGAGGAGACAGAUGAUACCAACCGAACUGAGAGCAUGGGUGAACUCCGAUCUGAGGUGGAGGAGGAGAUGGAUGGAGAGACAGAGAUCGAGGAAAUGAUGGAGGAGCUCCUGGACUUUGACAGGGAGGUGCAGGGGAAGGAUGACGAGGAGGACAGCAUGUGGAUGGUGGGGGAGCAGAGGAGGAGCAGGAGGGAGAGGCGACGGGAACAAGAGGAGAAAGAAGAGAAGGAUGCACGGAGGAGCGGUUUGCGGUCGGGAAGGACGGCAGUAAUGGCGGUGGACGAGGACGACACAUCCCGCCUGUCCUGCUCCAGCCAAUCACAACACUCCUCUGCAGCAGUGGAGCAAAUGAGAGUGGAGGAGGACCUGAGCGACCUAUCAGAGCUUUUAACCUGA